AUGUCGACACACGCCAAAGGCAAGCUCCGCAACGUCGAGGUUCUCUUCUUCGACGUCUUUGGCACCGUCGUCGACUAUGUCGGAACUAUCACCAAAGCACUGCAUCGAGAGAUCCGCUCCGCGCAAAUAGCGGACACUAAUCUACUCCAGGCUCUGCAAGAAGUUUAUGACUGGCAACACUUUACCAUAAAGUGGCGGGAGGAAUACAAGAGCGAAACGCAGCGACUCGCAGGCAUCGGCAAUCCCGAAAAGAUUACUGUCGACCAAAUGCAUCUCACCGCUCUCAAUCGGCUGAUCGCCUCACUUCCUGUGCCCACAGAUGCCACGUCGCCAUCGAUCGGUAGCUAUUCCAUAGAUGUUGCCUCUGAAGCAUUGGAGCAUGCUUGGACACAAGAAGCGAGAGAUCGUCUCAAUUUCACUUGGCAUUUGCUCGAACCUUGGCCUGAUUCGGUUGCAGGUAUGGAGACGCUCAAGACAUGCUUCAAGAUCGGAACAUUGACAAAUGGUAACCUCAAUCUGAUGGUCGAUAUGGCGAAGAACGGUAAGCUACUAUGGGACUUCUUGCUCACAGCCGAUCUGCUUGGUAGCUUCAAGCCGGAUCCUGAGAUGUACAAGAAGAGCAUGCGCCUCUUCAAUAUCCAGCCAGACGUUGACGGACAUCGAGCAUGUAUGGUUGCUGCACAUCUAUACGACCUCCAAGCUGCCAAGGCAUGCGGUAUGACUACAGUCUUCGUCUCAUCAAGGCCGACCGAAGACACUCUACCUCAGGACGGAAAGCCAGACUAUGUAGACGUUGUUGUCGCUGAUCUUUCAGGACUGGCACAGCUCAUACAAUGA
Ustilago hordei is the source of this 837-nucleotide messenger RNA. RefSeq lists its product as uncharacterized. The transcript is spliced from 2 exons. The record is from RefSeq and is a predicted model, not a curated record. Lineage: Eukaryota; Fungi; Basidiomycota; Ustilaginomycetes; Ustilaginales; Ustilaginaceae. Bases 1 to 837 code for a protein of 278 amino acids.